GCAGGUGGGAGUUCAGAGAUGACAGAGGCUGUGUAGAGCACCUGUAAAUGGAGAGCGCAGGUCAGAGAAAGAUGUCGGAUGAAGAUGAUGUGGAUGACAUUGAUCCGGAACAGGAUGAAGUGGAAAGAGAAGAGGAUGACAAGGAGAUGGAGGAAUGGGAUGACUACAGGAAAGAGGGGGAAGAAGUCUCUGAGGAAUGGCUGCCCACCCCCCUCACGGAGGUCAUGAUGAAGGAAGGGCUUUCAUUACUCUGCAAGAUUGGCAGUGGACUGGCCCACGCUUAUAUUAAGCUGGAGGUUAAGGACAGGGACCUCACAGACAUCACCUUACUGCGUUCCUAUAUUCAUCUUCGCUAUGUGGAUAUUUCUGAGAACCAUAUUACAGACAUGUCACCGCUCAAUAGUCUCACUCACCUACUGUGGCUCAAGGCCGAUGGCAAUCAGCUUCGGAGCGCCCGGUUGAACGAACUGCCCUACCUGCAGAUCGCCAGUUUCUCCUACAACCAGAUCAUAGACACCGAAGGCAUCUAUCAUCCCCGUCUGGGAAGCCUGGAUCUCAAAGGGAACCGAAUCCACCAGGUGACUGGGCUGGACCCUGAAAGACUGACGAGCCUGCACACCCUGGAGCUUCGGGGGAACCAGUUAGAAACCACAAUGGGAAUCAACCUUCCUAAGCUAAAGAAUCUCUACCUGGCUCAAAACCUGCUGAAGAAGGUAGAGGGCCUGGAGAACCUGAGCAACUUGACCACCCUGCAUCUGCGAGACAACCAGAUCGAAACUUUGGAUGGCUUCUCCAAGGAAAUGAAGUCGCUGCAGUACCUCAACUUGAGAAGUAAUAUGAUUGCUGACCUGGCGGAACUGGCCAAACUGCGGGACCUGCCAAAGCUUCGAGCCCUGGUGCUGCUGGACAACCCAUGUGCGGAUGAGACUGACUACCGCCAGGAGGCCCUGGUGCAGAUGGCACACCUAGAGCGUCUAGACAAGGAGUUCUAUGAGGAUGAGGACCGGGCAGAGGCCGAGGAGAUCCGGCAGAGGCUGAAGGAGGAACAGGAGCAAGAACUCGAUCCGGACCAGGACAUGGAGCCAUACCUGCCACCAGCUUAGUGGCUCUUCCAGCCUGCAGGGACAGUAAAGGAGGCCAAGGACACUGGCCUCAAGAACUGAUAAGACUCCAGUGGGGGACCCCCUCAUUCAUAGCCCUGUCACAGGAAGUGGGAGAUGCUCCUUUUUGUCCCAGACUGGAAAUCCAUCACAUCCCAAGGCCCAGGUUCUUUGGCAGUCAUCUCUGUGUGGCUUGUUCCGUGGGCCUAAACUCCUAAGUACAGCUCUCAAGCAGGUCUGGGGCAACUAGGAUGCUAGUCAGGGUUGUCUGGAGAGAGGAGCUGGGGAGGCGGGCUAUGAUGGGCCAGUUCGGCUUUCAAAUAAAAGGCAUUUUUAUA
Arvicanthis niloticus (Nile rat) is the source of this 1438-nucleotide messenger RNA. It is a transcript of the gene Lrrc23, whose product is annotated as leucine rich repeat containing 23. Lineage: Eukaryota; Metazoa; Chordata; Mammalia; Rodentia; Muridae. The record is from RefSeq and is a predicted model, not a curated record. Gene Ontology annotation, molecular function: protein binding.